Messenger RNA from Dibothriocephalus latus, 603 nucleotides. The record is from the annotation of a GenBank genome assembly. Lineage: Eukaryota; Metazoa; Platyhelminthes; Cestoda; Diphyllobothriidea; Diphyllobothriidae.
AUGCAUCCUCUUGUGGGAGAGUUGCCUGCACCUAGGCUGAGUCAUCGCCAAAUCCUAAAUCAUGCUAGCUUCGAGGACGACAAGUCACUCUCGGGGAUACCGGUACUGAUGGCCAAAAUGGGCGUGUUUGGGCGCGUCCUCUGUGUUCUCUUUUUUCUGUGCCUCUCAUUUGCUGGAAUAACUUCAAUGAUUUCCUACAUCGAACUCACAGCCAGAACUAUUCAGGACUUUGGGGUUUCUAGAAGAAACGCCACAAUCGCUUCUCUUGUGAUAACGUUCAUUGUGGGGAUACCCUCAGCUGUCAAUCUGCGCAUAUUGACCAAUCAGGACUUUGUUUGGGGUUUUGCCCUCAUGAUUUCUGGAUUAUGCUACUGCUUCCUCGUGGUUCGUUACGACCCCAUGCGCUAUCGCAAGAUAAUAGUUAAUGACUUUGGGAUUGGCGAUCUGACACUGCCCGUAACCUGGGUCGCAUUUAUCGCGGUUUUGGUUCCCAUCGAGGCUGUUAGUCUCAUUUGUUGGUGGGCCUAUGAAAGCAUAACGCAGAAUCCGAAUUGGUACAAGUUUGAGGCUGAAUCGUUUGUCGUUAUCAUCAUGGAGGUAUGA